Messenger RNA from Acanthosepion pharaonis, 498 nucleotides. The record is from the annotation of a GenBank genome assembly. NCBI's taxonomy places the organism in Eukaryota, Metazoa, Mollusca, Cephalopoda, Sepiida, Sepiidae.
AUGCCCACCUUCUCUCUCUCUCUUCAUGCCCCUCUUCUUCCCAUUUUCUCUAUCUUUUUCCAUCUCCUCUUUCCCCACUCUUCUCCUCUUUCCCCCCACUCUUCUCCUCUUUCCCCCCCUCUUCUCCUCUUUCCCCCCACUCUUCUCCUCUUUCCCCCCACUCUUCUCCUCUUUUCCACUCUUCUCCUCUUUCCCCUCCACUUUCUCCUCUUUCCCCCACUCUUCUCCCCCCUCCACUCUUCUCCUCUUUCCCCCCACUCUUCUCCUCUUUCCCCCCCACUCUUCUCCUCUUCCCCCCACUCUUCUCCUCUUUCCCCUCCACUCUUCUCCUCUUUCCCUCCACUCUUCUCCUCUUUUCCCCUCCACUCUUCUCCUCUUUCCCCUCCACUCUUCUCCUCUUUCCCCUCCACUCUUCUCCUCUUUCCCCUCCACUCUUCUCCUCCUUCCUUAUUUUCCCCUUUCCUCCCUCUCUGCUCUCAUCUCCCCCCGUCCUCUUAA